UCACAGGAAACGUGAACGGGUCGUGGCUCCACGGCCCCAGCCAGCUCCCCUCCUGUCACACACCUCACACUCAACAAUAAGCUACACAGAAGUUUCUAGUACCAGAGGACAGCGGCACCUAGGAGAAAGACAGGGACCUGCUGCCAGGGGGUUCUGAACAGCAUAAUCUAGCAGUUUGGAGAGCCUGCAGUGGUGGGCUCUGCACUGCACAGGGGAGCCACCAGCUGGGAGAGCCUGCAGUGGUGGGCUCUGCACUGCACAGGGGAGCCACCAGCUGGGAGAGCCUGCAGUGGUGGGCUCUGCACUGCACAGGGGAGCCACCAGCUGGGAGAGCCUGCAGUGGUGGGCUCAGAGGAGUCCUAGUGCCUCCCUGUGUGCAGGUGGAUUUUGUCCAGCACUGGAGUGACUCCUGCCCUAGGCAGCCUGCCGCAGCAGGAGGGGUGACACUGCAGACUCUGCACAGCGUCUGCCGAGCUCUGAGGAGCCCUGUAGCGUCUUCGUUGAGAUGAGAGUCAAAUUUCUCUCCCUGCUGCAGAAGCUCAGAGCUGUCUGCUGAGGCCCCGCAGGUGCCCGGGAAGGAUGGGAAGUUUGCCCAGCAGGAGCAAGCAGCUUGUCAUUCAGCCCAGCCCAGCUGCUGCCAUGCAGGCCACUGCCCCCGUGCAGACAGGUCUAAACAGCUAUGUGGCAGUUGCCUUGUGCUCUUUCCCCGCGGGGGGGCAGGCAGAGACCAUCCUGCGACCAGGCGAGCAGCUGAACGUCCUGUCCGAGGAUGGGGAAUGGUGGAACGUGGUGUCACUAGUCACCGGCAAGGAGUGUUCGGUCCCCAGCAGCCACGUGGCGAAGGUGUGGCACAGGUGGCUGUAUGAGGGCGUUAGCCGGGAGAAAGCCGAGGAGCUACUGCUUCUGCCAUGCAACCACAGCGGUUCCUUCCUGAUCCGAGAGAGCCAGACCAGGCAAGGCUGCUACUCCUUGUCAGUCAGGCGCACCAACCUCUCCUCCUGGGACUCCGUCAAACACUAUCGCAUCAACCGCCUGGAGAACGGCUGGCUUUACAUCGCCCCACGCCUCACCUUCCCCAGCCUGCAGGAGCUGGUGGACUAUUACUCUGAAAUCGGGGAUGGGUUGUGCUGCCUCCUCAAGGAGCCGUGCUUCAUCCAAGGAGCAGUUCAAGUCCCAGCCCAGAACCUGGCCCUGCCUGUGGUUGUCAAGAAAUCGUCUCUCAACUGGCAGGAGCUUGACAGCUCGGCCCUGUUUUCAGAGGCUCCAGCCCCAGCAGGGGAGUCCCCUGUCAGCCUGGGCCUGCGAGAAGCCAUCAGCUCCUACCUCUUUCUGACGGAAGAGCUGCCCCCGGAGAAGGGCGAGAAGGGCCGUCUGUGGAAGUGCGCCUGAGGGUGCCAGGCCAGCACAUGGCGCCAGAAACGGCGGGGCUGCAGUCUCAGCCAACCAAGCUGCUUCCCCAGCCCCUGAACUUUUACCCUCCACCCACCACACGCACCAUAUAAAUGAUUGGCCUGAUGCCAAGUAAUUUAUUGCAGCAGUGCUGCUCUGAGCUGUCCCCCCCCAGCUGGCCUUGUCUCAUGUUUGAACCCAGCUGGUUGGGUGGGGUGCUCUGAGUGCUUUGGACCUGACUCGGGCCCAUCUGGGUCUGGAUUCACUGCUCACCACAAGGAACCCAGCGCCUGCUGCUCAGAGUCACUCUCACCUCCAGUGCUGGCAGCUUUGGCUGAGUAAGCUGCUGCCUGGGAAUCCCAGCACACAAGCAGCCUCUGAGGACACCUUACUGGGCCCAGUGGCCAGAAGGAAAGGACUUGCUGGAAAGAGGGGUUUGGGAUGAAUUAUAAUGUACAGAGGCCCUGUUAUGUGCUGUGUGUAAGAGAGUUCGAUGCCAGUGCAUGUGACACUCUGACUGACUGGCCUUGCCUAACACUGAAUACAACAGACAGAGACGGGGCAGAAUCAGCCUGCGCCCCUCAGUCCAGACCUGCGUGCUCCAGCCAUAGCGCUGCCAACUCCAGGCCCCUCCGAGCACCAGCACCGGCCUGAGAGCUGGGGCCAUCGCCAACUGCAGGCUCCCGUGUUUGACAUCAGCCUAUCAUCAUGGGCCUGCAGCAGAGAAAGCUGAGUGCCUCUCCACACAUGCUGCAAAGACAAACUUGCCUAAAGCCAGGCCAUGCAACCCAGUAAGACACUGGCCCAGCCAAAGUGGUUCAUAAAGGGGCCAUGACCUGAGGCCAGGAAAUGGCUUCCAACUACUGGGCUGUAGCUGUCAGCUGAAAUAAAAUGCAAAUAUUGAAUAACUGAGCUGUGUCCUGUGGCAAUGGCACCAGCACGCCCCUCUACCUAACAGGUCAUGGCCCCAGGACAGGACUUUCAUGCAGUUUAGCUCAUAUAAUGUAUCCAAUAUGCUGUGCAGAGGCUGCGUUUCCAGAUUUCAUGCAAAAUCGGCAUGUAAAAAUUUGGCCUAUUAAAGUGGCUGAGGUUUGGGCCAGGUGCUCUAGGGGUUGUGCAAAGCACUCGCUCCCGACUCCCAGCAAGGGAGAGGGUGAGUCCAAGGCCUUUGCCAGAUGGCUGUCGGGGAGUUGGUCUCGCCUUCACAGCUUCCCUAGACCCCUCUCAGUCUCCUGGGCUUUUCCUGCCAGGCUGGGACAAAAGAAAAUCCAACAGAGUUCUGAGACUAACAAAUUUAGCAUCAAGAAUUGAGAAAACAGUAUUAGGCACGUCAUGGGUGCUCCCUUAAACCAGGUAUGCCUCCAGCUUUUUGCUCCUACCUCAGCCAGUGCUGCUUCCCCCAUACUGGGGCUUACGGAGCUCUCUUCAGGCUGGACGCUGAGCCGGCUCACAGUGUCAUGCCCUUGGGUGCAAUUAGGGCUACCAACCCUCCCGGCUUGGCUGGGAGUCUCCAAGCAUCAGAAUCACUCUCCUGGUGGCUACUGACACCAAUCUGGGAGAUUCUAAUAGGCUGCUAAAAGUACGGUCAGCAGCACAGCGGGGUUAAGGCAGGCUCCCUGCCUGCCCUGGCUCCGCACAGAUCCCAGAAGUGGCCGGGGGUGUGCGUCUCCAUGCAUGGUUGGACAGGCCGGCUGCGUCUGGGAGCUGCCCAAAGCACCACCUGGUCGGAGCCUGCAUUCCUCACCCUC
Gopherus evgoodei (Goodes thornscrub tortoise) is the source of this 3137-nucleotide messenger RNA. It is a transcript of the gene SLA2, whose product is annotated as Src like adaptor 2. Lineage: Eukaryota; Metazoa; Chordata; Testudines; Testudinidae. Gene Ontology annotation, molecular function: protein binding. The record is from RefSeq and is a predicted model, not a curated record. The transcript is spliced from 8 exons. Bases 580 to 1389 code for a protein of 269 amino acids.